UGGUUCUGUUCAGGACAAGGAAUAAGAUUGGUUAAUGAGUAUGGAGAUUGUACUUCUUGUGAUUUCAAGCCUGAUGAUUUUAACCAAUCAUCGCUAUCUAUUAUUUUCAGAGGCAGCAUCUUUCAGUCUAGAAUACCCAUAUCCCUUUAUGACAGCAGAUGCUCAAAAGGCAGCUGCAAGAGAAUAUGAUUACAUUGUUGUAGGAGGAGGUACAGCUGGGUGUCCCUUGGCAGCAACUCUCUCACAGUAUUACUCUGUUUUGGUAUUGGAGAGAGGAGAUUCUCCUUAUGGAAACCCUGAUGUUGAGGAUUUCAGAGGGUUUUUCAAGGUUUUGGGGGAUCCCAAAGAUUAUCCAUAUGUAGCGGAGGGUUUUGUCUCAGAGGAUGGAGUCCAGUUGGCAAGGGCCAGAGUUCUGGGAGGUGGAACAGCUAUCAAUGCUGGCUUCUACAGCAGGGCGAGCUCUGAAUAUAUUCGGGAAAUGAAGUGGGAUGAGAAACUCGUGAAUGAAUCGUAUGAAUGGGUGGAGAAGUCAAUUGCUUUCAAACCAGAGAAGCUUUCUACUUGGAAUUCUGCUUUCAAGGACGGGCUUCUUGAAGCAGGAGUUCUUCCCUACAAUGGGUAUACAUUGGAUCAUUUGGAAGGCACCAAAACUAGUGCUGCAAUUUUUGACAAGGAUGGAAAGAGACAUUCGGCUGCAGAUCUUCUCCAGUAUGCAAAUCCAGAAAAUAUUGUAGUUCUUCUGAAUGCUACAGCCAGCAGAAUCCUCUUCAGUUUGGCAUCAGGAAAGCUUAAGGCUAGUGGAGUGGAGUUUACAAGUAGUAUUGAUGGUUUACAUUAUCAAGUACCGCUUAAUCCAUUGUCAGUUAGCGCUGAGGUAAUUUUGUCAGCAGGAAGCAUUGGUAGUCCUCAACUUCUCCUCUUAAGUGGAAUUGGCCCAAGACAACAACUUGAAGAGAUGGAUAUUACUACUCUUUUAGAUUCACCCUUUGUAGGGAAAGAAGUUCAAGAUAAUCCUCGUGCAACAGCCAUGGUAGAGUCUCCAAAGCCACUUGAAUUCUCUUAUUCACAAGUAGUGGGUAUAUUUGACAAUUCACAACUCGACAUUGAGUCUGAUAGCUUUUUCCAGCAGAUUAAUGAGACAUAUACACAAAAUGUGGGAUUAUUAGUAAGUAAAGUGGCAUUUCCUUUAUCAAGGGGUGAGCUUUGGCUUAAAAGUAAAGAUCCUCAAGAUAAUCCCCAUGUGCUUUACAAUUACUAUUCACACCCUUUUGAUUUAAAAAAAUGUAUGUUAUCUGUGGAAGUAAUGGUUAAUCUUAGUAUGACAUCUUCUAUUCAAGAGUUUGCAUUUACUGAUAAUGAAUAUUCCAAAGAACUUCAAUUCCUUGGGGCUGCAUUACCAAAGAAUCAAUUAAAUGUUGAUGCCUUGGCCAAGUUCUGCAAAGAUACACUAGGGACAUUUUACCAUUACCAUGGAGGUUGUCAAGUUGAUUUGGUGGUUGACAAAAGGUAUCAAGUGAAAGGUGUUCAUAAUCUAAGGGUUGUAGAUGGAUCAAUUUAUAAGGAUUCUCCUGGUACAAAUCCACAAGCAACUAUCAUGAUGCUUGGAAGGUAUAUGGGAAUUCAAAUACUUCAAGAGCAUAUGAACACUUUGAAAACAUUCCAAGAUCCCACUGAAAAAUAUUUGCACAUUUAGUGUGUUUUUUUUUCACGAUCAUAGAAUCAAGUAAUACUAUUUAUAAUAAUG
Molecule: messenger RNA, 1744 nt
Organism: Cryptomeria japonica (Japanese cedar)
Lineage: Eukaryota; Viridiplantae; Streptophyta; Pinopsida; Cupressales; Cupressaceae
Product: (R)-mandelonitrile lyase-like
Exons: 4
Coding region: 35-1693 (552 amino acids)
Molecular function (GO): oxidoreductase activity, acting on CH-OH group of donors; flavin adenine dinucleotide binding
Source: RefSeq, a predicted model, not a curated record